Molecule: messenger RNA, 3034 nt
Organism: Abrus precatorius (Indian licorice)
Lineage: Eukaryota; Viridiplantae; Streptophyta; Magnoliopsida; Fabales; Fabaceae
Product: UDP-glucuronate 4-epimerase 1
Exons: 1
Coding region: 542-1837 (431 amino acids)
Source: RefSeq, a predicted model, not a curated record
AAACUGGAGAUAUCCAUUUAUUGUGGCAACUGCAACAAGCUAAGAACGAACGAAAAUAUAAAAUACAAUUUCAGUGGAUUAAAAAAAGAAGAAAUUCUAUUUUUAUCUAGCCCGUAGAACUGAUGAGUCAAGAAACGGAGUUUCUCUCUCUAAAAAAAGUCCAUAGAGAAAGAGAGAGACCCCGCUAAAUCCCUGUUGGUGUAGUCUCUCUGCUCCUCUGUUUUUCUUCCUCUCUCUCAUCUCCAUCCACCCUGUCCGUUCUUUAACGCGUUCACGCGUAUACUUGUCGCUUCUUCCUGCGUAACAACUAUAUAUAACUACCCUCCCUAUGCGCUUAAUAGCAGGUGCAGAAAAAAAUUAACCCUCUUUCGUUUUCUCUGCAUCUGUACCCUCCCCUUUCCAAAUAAUCAAUUAAGUAAAAGCCGAACAUUUUUUUCUAAUCUCUCCUCUGCCUCCGCCUCUCUCAGCUGAAAGAAAGAUAAGAUCAAAUUCUCCAAUAACAGAGGAAGAAACAAACAUAAACAACGUUUAAGGAAAGAAAAUGCCGUCAUUGGAGGACGAGCUCUUCCCUUCUACCCCAGGCAAGUUCAAGAUCGAGCGUGCACACAACAUGAACCGUCAAGUUUAUCGUUGCUUCGCUUCCACAAGCACCAUGUUCUUGUGGGCCCUCUUCCUUAUCGCUCUCACCGCCUCUUACCUCAGCUUCCAGAGCUUCGUAGAUUCCGGUAGCCGGUAUCUCUCCGCCUCCUGGGGCGGGAUCCAGUGGGAGAAACAGGUUCGCACCUCAGCUCAGAUCCACCGACAGGGUGGCAUGUCGGUUCUCGUUACCGGCGCAGCCGGUUUUGUUGGCUCACACGUGUCCCUCGCUUUAAAACGCCGAGGAGACGGCGUCGUUGGCCUCGACAACUUCAACGACUAUUACGAUCCUUCUCUCAAGAAAGCGCGCAAGUCGCUUCUCAAUACUCACGGCGUUUUCAUCGUCGAAGGCGACGUUAACGACGCAAAGCUCUUAGCCAAGCUUUUCGACGUGGUUGCUUUCACUCACGUGAUGCACCUCGCGGCUCAAGCCGGUGUUAGAUACGCCAUGGAGAAUCCUCAUUCGUACGUGCACAGCAACAUCGCGGGCCUCGUCACGCUUCUCGAGGCCUGCAAAUCUGCGAACCCUCAACCCGCUAUUGUUUGGGCCUCUUCAAGCUCCGUCUACGGCCUCAACGAGAAGGUUCCGUUUUCCGAAUUGGAUCGCACCGAUCGACCCGCGAGUCUCUACGCCGCUACCAAAAAAGCCGGCGAGGAAAUCACUCACACCUACAAUCACAUUUAUGGCUUGUCCAUCACUGGUUUGAGAUUCUUCACUGUGUACGGACCCUGGGGGAGACCCGACAUGGCUUAUUUCUCGUUCACGCGCAACAUUCUUCAGGGAAAACCCAUCACCGUCUACCGGGGCAAGAAUCGGGUUGACUUGGCCCGGGAUUUUACCUACAUCGAUGAUAUUGUGAAGGGAUGUGUCGGGUCGUUGGAUACUGCAGAAAAGAGUACCGGGUCGGGUGGAAAGAAGCGGGGACCCGCUCCGUAUCGGAUCUUUAACCUUGGAAACACUUCUCCUGUUACUGUGCCUACGCUAGUGAGUAUCUUGGAGCGUCAUUUGAAGGUGAAGGCGAAGAGGAAUAUCGUGGAUAUGCCUGGAAACGGUGACGUACCGUUUACCCAUGCGAAUAUUAGUUCGGCCCGGAGAGAAAUCGGGUACAAGCCCACGACCGAUUUGCAAACCGGGUUGAAAAAGUUCGUGAAGUGGUACCUUUCGUAUUACGGCUACAAUCAUGGCAAACCUGUAAAUUAAUUUUGUUUUUUGUUUCCCUUUUUUUACGGGAGGUAUUUUUUUUUCUUCUUUUUUUAGUCUGGUAGGAUUUUUAAACCACAGAUAUGGAGGUAAAAUAACCAAUCGGGAAAAAGAGAAAAGAAAAGAAAAGAAAGAACCUGGUCAAGAAGGGAAACGGGACUGAAAAAGAAAAGGAAAAGAGAAAAAAAAUGAAGAAUACAUUCUUUACUUAAGAGGACAGCUAAAACAGCUGUUCCUUGGAUGAUUUCUUUUCUUUUUUGGUAUUAAUUGUUGUAUUUUUAAUUUUUUUUACAUUUUCUUUUCUGUAAAGAAAGAAAGUUCAAUUUAGAUUUAUUUCUUUCUAUUAUUUAUAUAUUUAAUUUUACUUUCUCAUAAAGUUUUUUAGAGCCAUAAUGGGUUGCACCGUAAUUUUCGUUUGGUUUGUUCGUUCAUUCAUCAUAGCAACCUUAUUCGAUGUUUUAACCAUCGAGCAAUUUGAGCCCGUGUUUAAAUUUAAUUCAAUCGAAUAACAAAAUUACUCACAGAGAGAAAGGUGGAUUGUAUUUUAUUGCUAAUUUAUUUAGGACAUAAAAUAUGAAAUAAAGGUAAUUUUUUUAUGAAAAACAAAUAUUUAUACAUCUUUAUAGCGAUUAUUUAUUAUUUACGCAAAAUCAAUUUUAUAGAAUAGUAUUUUACUGGAUAAUAACAAGUAAAAAGGGUGGAGACAGCUAGGAUGACAGGGACAAGUGGUGCAAUGGCUGAGAUACUGCUUUGAUGGGAUCCACAUAGUAGUGGGAGCGUGGGACAGAUAAUUGUAGCCGUUGGAUUUUGGGGAAUAAGAUGGAUUUGUCCAGCUGUAAAGUAUCUUACGUAGUAUGAAGGGAGUGCAGUGAUGGUGGGUUCAGGAAGAACACAAGUUUAGCUUGCCGACAGUGGUUUGAGACUUUGAGGGAAAAAAGAGGCAUGAUGGUGGAUGGAUGGCGUGGAUUUAGGUGGAUGUGGAAAUUACCAGUGCUACAUACUACAUAUUAUGUAGCUCUGGGCUUUUCUGGUGGGUCCAAUGCCAUUGUUGUUGUUCUGAUGUGAGUGUGACCCGGUUUUCUAAAAUUUUUAUGAUGGAAAAAUGGAAUCCCAUAGAGUUUGUCCAUGUUAUGCGAAUUUGCUUUAAGUGGGACCCUUUGCAGGACUCAUUUAUUUACGUAUUAAUCAUUGCAACUU